AAGACUAUGUCUGGAUAUUCGGCUUUUUUCUGCUACACGGCUGCAUCUACCUUGUCGAGGUCUGCUCACGGCUGAUCUUCUUCCGCACAGGUUGGAUGCUCUUAUUUCAUCACACGCUCUGGGUGGUCCUCAUCUUUGUGGCUGCAGCCACCCGCUCUGUAUUCAUGGUGAAGGUCGAUCUCAUUCUGGAUGGGUUCGUGAACUAUGAGUUCGGCCUCUUUGUUGCUACCUUCCUUCGCCGCACUGGCGCCUCGCUGGUGUGGCGAAAGCGCUCAAUCGUGUGGGGGUGCGCCCUCUUCGCAGUGACUCGCGUUCUCCAGCUCCUCGUCCUCUUCUACCUCUUUAUUGGCUCCGCGAAACGAAUGGUGCACAAUGGGGGACAGAAGGACCAGUUCGUCUUCUUCUUUGCGCUGAUUUGUGCCGUGAUACUCAACGCGCUGCAGCUGUACACGUUACAGAUAUAUCGCGUCAUGUAUCUUUCAGAUUGCAAGCGUGAGCAGGAGCUGACAGGGACGGUGGCGGCAGAGGCGGAGGGGCUGCGGCUGCACCUCUCGAGCUGCAGCUUCACCGGCUACAAGGGCGUGCGGAAGGACGUGCGGAAGGAGCGCCCUGGCCGCUUCGAGGCGUACCUGGCCAGGGUGGACGGAAGGCAGGUCGGCCUCGGCACCUUCGGCACGGCGGUGGAGGCGGCGGUGGCGUACGCGCGGGCGGUCGGCGAGGCGCCGGAAGCGCCAGUCGAAGAGCAGCAGGCUUAGUUUCAACGCUCAAUAGAUCCGAGGGGCAUCUUUGCACGCGCGCGCAUCUACACCGACCUCCUCGGGACCAACGCGUCGGCACCCCUGACGGAGGCCGAGGGGGAGGGGGGGGCGUCCGGCGCGUGGCCACGUAUGCGCGUGGGCACGCGGGCGCUGUGACCACACGAGACAUCGUCGAGGGCGCAGCCCGGUGGCCGGUGGCGCGGUGGCGGCGGGCGGGUGGAGCUACAGUUAGGCGAUGCAGGUAUGCACAAUUCACGAGUAUGUUCAGCGGGCGCCGCGUGUGGGGCCCUGUUGGAGUUGGUACAGACAACAGAGUAGAGUAUACAGAGCACUAAUAUACGUAUCGCCCUUCUAGCUCUUAGCAAUGAGCUGCGCCCUGUGUCCGACCCCUUUUGCGCAGCAACACCAUAUGUCCAUAUCCAU
This is a messenger RNA of Emiliania huxleyi CCMP1516, 1181 nucleotides long. RefSeq lists its product as hypothetical. NCBI's taxonomy places the organism in Eukaryota, Haptophyta, Isochrysidales, Noelaerhabdaceae. The coding region runs from base 96 to 755 and encodes 219 amino acids. Gene Ontology annotation, molecular function: DNA binding; DNA-binding transcription factor activity. The transcript is spliced from 3 exons. Gene Ontology annotation, biological process: regulation of DNA-templated transcription. The record is from RefSeq and is a predicted model, not a curated record.